This is a messenger RNA of Clunio marinus, 2307 nucleotides long. The record is from the annotation of a GenBank genome assembly. NCBI's taxonomy places the organism in Eukaryota, Metazoa, Arthropoda, Insecta, Diptera, Chironomidae.
GUCGUGGUCGUUGCCGUUCUCUCUUCGAACAAUCAACAUCGUCGUUGAAUUCAUUCAUUCAUUCACACUCUGUUAUUGCUGUUGAUGUUACUGCUGCUGCUGCUGCUCGCUAAUCAACCGCAACAGAUUCUUCAGUUGAAAUCGAGAAAUCUAACUGUUAAUCGCAUUUCUUCGAUCCAUUGGAAACUGAAAGAAACUGAAAUUGUUGUUGCUUGAAAUACCUCAAAGAAGGAAGAAAAAAAACAAAAAGAGAUAGAAAAACUUCUUACGUCGUCGUCGUCGUCGUCGUCGUUGUUGUUUUGUUGAAUGGUGAAAAUAACUUUCUUGUGCGAACCUCAUUUAGUGUUCUGUGUACAAGGAAAUUGAGCAAAAUAAAAUAUUUCUUAAUGAUCAUUCGCUCAAGUUUUUAAUGUGGUGACGAGACAAAGAAAAGCCUAAAGACAAAAGUCUUUCAAGAAAAAUAAAAACACAGAAAAAGAAAAGAUUACAGUGAAGUGUUGUGAAGAGUAAAUAAAUAAAUAAAUAAAUUGAGAAAUAUGUCGCUUUCAACGUCAUCAAGUGGCCUUCGAUUAUUCGAAAGUUCGUCAAUCGAAUCAGGUCAAAUACCAGAUUUAUUAUCGAAAAAUAUUGACGUUAGCCAACGUCAAAUAAUUAAGGAAGGAUGGUUGUUUAAGCGUGGCGAACACAUCAAAAAUUGGCGUCGACGUUACUUCAUCUUACGCUCAGACGGUUCAUUGGUCGGUUACAAGAAUUUCCCAGACACUCAGGUGCCAACCGAACCCUCAAAUAACUUCACCGUCGCUCGCUGUCAAAUCAUGUCUGUGGAUCGACCACGUCCAUUCACAUUCAUCAUUCGUGGCCUACAAUUGACCACCGUCAUCGAAAGAAUGUUCUAUGUCGAAACUGAACACGAAAGAUCCCAAUGGGUCGAUGCCAUUCGGAGUGUCGCCAAUUGCAUGAGCGAAGUUGAUCAACUCGAGCAGGAUGACUUGAUGGAUGAUAUCGAAAUGGCUUCAAUAGCUGAAGAAGAAGAUUUGGACGAAAAGUUUUCUUAUCAGGGAACGUCGACAGGAAAAGUCAACGGAAAGAAGAAAAUCACGUUGGAGAAUUUUGAAUUUCUUAAAGUUCUUGGUCGUGGAUCUUACGGCAAAGUUAUUUUAUGUCGUGAAAAAUGCACUUCUAAGUUAUAUGCUAUAAAGAUUCUCAAGAAGAAAGUCAUCAUUCAGAAGAGCGAAGUCGAACACACAAUGGCAGAGAAUCGCGUUCUUCAGAAGACGAAUCAUCCGUUUUUAAUUUCACUCAAGUAUUCCUUCCGCACCAAUGAACGUCUCUGCUUCGUAAUGCAAUAUGUGAAUGGUGGGGAUUUAUAUUUUCAUCUCAGGAACGAUAAAGUAUUCUCCGAAGAACGAACGAGAUUCUAUGGCGCUGAAACCAUUUCAGCUCUUGGCUAUUUACACUCUCAGAACAUUAUUUAUCGCGAUGUUAAGUUGGAGAAUUUAUUACUUGACAAAGAUGGUCAUGUUAAGAUUGCAGACUUUGGUUUAUGCAAGGAAGACAUAAGUUUUGAUCGUACCACGAAUACAUUUUGUGGAACUCCCGAAUAUCUUGCACCGGAAAUGCUUGAAGACAAUGAUUAUGGUCGAGCUGUAGAUUGGUGGGGUGUGGGAGUCGUCAUGUACGAAAUGAUUUGCGGUCGUUUGCCAUUUGACAAUCGCGACCACGAUAUUUUAUUCAAGCAAAUAAUGAUGGAUGAUGUGAAGUUUCCUCGAAACAUUUCCAACGAAGCGAAAUCUUUAUUAAAUGGACUUUUAGAGAAAAAUCCUCACAAGAGGCUUGGCGGUGGGCCUGAUGAUGUUAAAGAAAUCAUGGCUCAUUCGUUCUUCGCAUGUAUUAAUUGGAAUGACUUAGUUCAUAGGAAAAUUGUGCCACCGUUUAAACCUCAAGUCACCUCAGACACUGACACACGUUACUUCGACUCAGAAUUUACUGGAGAGAGUGUGGAAUUGACACCACCAGAUCCCGCCGUUUAUAUUCAUUCGAUUCAGGAAGAACCACACUUCUCACAAUUCAGCUAUCAGGCUAUGGCUUCUUACAUGAGUAACAAUUCAGCAUUAAUAUCGCUUACAUAGAACAAUUUAGAGAAAAAUUAGAAUUAGAGCCAAAUCUAGAGAAAAGAAUGUAUAAUUCCCAGAUCUGUGAUACUUUUAGUUUUUAAGAUCCUUUAAACUCUAUUCGACUUGCAUGUUUAAAUUAAAUAUUCUAAUGUAUUACGUAAUAAAAUUAAAUAGCAUUAUUAAAGAGCUUCCA